Molecule: messenger RNA, 657 nt
Organism: Xyrichtys novacula (pearly razorfish)
Lineage: Eukaryota; Metazoa; Chordata; Actinopteri; Labriformes; Labridae
Source: the annotation of a GenBank genome assembly
AUGGGAGAUCGACUCAUCAAUAUCAACCAGCUGGCUGAAGACUAUUCAGAGGAACACAUUUCGGCUCUGCCUGCCCUGCAUGCUUUUACUGGGGCUGACUGCACUUCAGCAUUCAAAGGCAAAGGGAAGGUGCAACCAACAAAGAUUCUUAAUCAGAACUCAAAAUUUGUCCAGAUCUUUGCUGAAGUGGGGAACUCUUGGGAGCUUGAUGAGACGAUUCUCAGUGGUGUUGAAGAGUUUACAUGUCGCCUCUAUGGGUUCAGUCGUCGAGUCAAAAAAGUCGAUGAGGCAAGAGAGGUUAAGAUCAAGAAAAUGUGUGGGUCAAGCCUUGAGCUUCAGCAGGGUCUCUCCGUUGACCGCUCAACCAUCCCACCUUGCAAGAGGGUCCUUUUUCAGCACAUAAAAAGAGUCAACUUCCAGGUAUGUGUCUGGAAGAGGGCUCAUGAGCACUACCCAGAGAGCCCAUCCCCUCUUGACCAUGGAGUUUAUAUGAACACAGAGACGGGCAAGUUAGAACCACUAUGGUUUGAGGGUGACGUCAUCCCCAAAGGCCUUGUCGACAUCUUGGCAGAAGAAGAAACAGAUGAGGAUGACUUAGCUGAUGAAACCCAUACAAAUAUGGAUGAUGAUGAGCAAGAGGAGGAAGAUGAUGAUUAA